Aspergillus pseudotamarii is the source of this 549-nucleotide messenger RNA. Its product is annotated as peroxiredoxin family protein. The transcript has 5 exons. Gene Ontology annotation, biological process: cell redox homeostasis; cellular response to oxidative stress; hydrogen peroxide catabolic process. The coding region runs from base 1 to 549 and encodes 182 amino acids. Lineage: Eukaryota; Fungi; Ascomycota; Eurotiomycetes; Eurotiales; Aspergillaceae. Gene Ontology annotation, molecular function: thioredoxin peroxidase activity. The record is from RefSeq and is a predicted model, not a curated record. Gene Ontology annotation, cellular component: cytosol; cytoplasm; peroxisome.
AUGUUCGCCGCUCGCCGUCUCACCGCUGGCGUUCCCCGCGCCUUCUCCCAGCGGGCCCUGUUCCACAACACUGCUCCAGCUUUCGUCCAAAAGGGGGACUCCAUCCCCAAUCUUGAUGUCCUGGUUGAGGACUCUCCCGGUAACAAGGUCAACCUCGCCAAUGAACUCAAGGGAAAGGGCGUCGUUGUCGGUGUUCCCGCAGCCUUCAGCCCUGCUUGCUCCAGCUCCCACGUCCCCGGAUAUAUCAACCACCCCAAGCUCAAGGAAGCUGGCCAGGUCUUUGUUGUGUCGGUCAAUGAUCCUUUCGUCAUGAAGGCGUGGGCCGCCUCUCUCGACCCCUCCGGCAAGAGCGGUAUCCGCUUCCUGGGCGACCCUACCGGCAAGUUCUCCGAGGCGCUCGAUGUCACCUUCGAUAGCUCCUCCAUCUUCGGAAACCACCGUAGCAAGCGCUACGCCCUGCUGGUCGAGAACGGCAAGGUCAAGGAGGCUUUCGUGGAGCCCGACAACACUGGACUCGACAUCUCCGCCGCCGAGAAGGUCCUUGCUUAG